This is a messenger RNA of Exophiala viscosa, 1919 nucleotides long. RefSeq names its product dihydrofolate reductase. The record is from RefSeq and is a predicted model, not a curated record. NCBI's taxonomy places the organism in Eukaryota, Fungi, Ascomycota, Eurotiomycetes, Chaetothyriales, Herpotrichiellaceae. Gene Ontology annotation, cellular component: mitochondrion. Gene Ontology annotation, biological process: glycine biosynthetic process; folic acid metabolic process; tetrahydrofolate biosynthetic process. Gene Ontology annotation, molecular function: NADP binding; dihydrofolate reductase activity. The transcript has 2 exons. Bases 330 to 1610 code for a protein of 426 amino acids.
UUCGUAUGCCUCCUGCAGGUCAAUCAUAGUUAUAAAGUUAGUGGCCUGACCUCAUCCAUUGUUUGCACGAUCUAGAUCCCUUUGGACAACGCAUCCUCUUUUUCUUGAUCGCGACAACCUCAACGUUGCGCUCCAAAAGCCUUUGUAACAUUCUGACCGAUACGACGCAACAGAUGUCAUCUAUGUCUAUGUCGUUGUCUACAUCUACUGGCUCCUGCUGUUAAGAACGAACUGUGUUUUCUCCCUUGCAACACUCGCUCCCAACGAAACCACCAAGAUCCUGCAGCUUUUGUGAAGCUCAACUAGGCGCGAGGUCGCCAGUAAGAAAAAUGUCGAGGGUCGCAACCCCACCGUCGACAACGCUGUCAGGACCGCCCUCGCCAACGGAACUGCACACUACCUCAGUAACGUUCACUGACCCCUUCGACUCCAACGACGACGCCGACACCAAGAAAAUGUCCCCAACAAAGCGCAUCAUUAAGACGACAACGACGACCAUCACCCCAAUCAAAGUCCACCAAAAACCCGUCUAUGUCAUUGUGGCCACCAGCCUCAACCCGCCGAUGGGUAUUGGCUAUAAAGGAGAGCUCCCAUGGCCUCAAAUCAAAGCCGAUAUGGCAUUCUUCCGGAAAGCUACAUCUCAUAUUGCCCCGUCGAUUUCACCAUCAUCAUCAACAACAUCAUUACCAUCGACCCAAACUCUCAACGCUGUGGUUAUGGGCCGCAAGACGUGGGAAAGCAUCCCUCCCAAGUUUCGCCCGCUCUCGAACCGACUAAAUGUGAUCAUCACACGAGCCAAGUCAAGCGACUUCGCCAGACACAUCCUCAAGGAGUUGCGCGCCUCAAACACCCAGAACGGCGAAUGGUCGCUCCAUGAAUUCUCAUCCCACACGAAGCAACGACUCAGAAAGCCCAGCGGUGCCAAUCCCACAAGCACAUUCCUGACACCACCACCUUCGACUCAAGCACAAGCCCCAAUCCUGAUCUCCCCGUCAUUACCAUCAGUUCUAACCCUCCUAUCCAAGCCCACCCCAAUCAUACUACCAGAUCCCAUAAAAGCAGGCGCUCCAACAUCCGCUCCCACCAGCAACAAUUCGACCUCGAUAUCAAUCAACAAGAUUUUCUGCAUCGGCGGCGCCGAGAUCUACAAACAAAUCCUCGCCAUCUCCUCCAACCACCACGACCGCCCCGCCCCAGAUUCCGACACAGACAGCAACUCCGACGGCGAAAGUGACGGUGAAUUCGACGUGCGCAUUCUCCAGACCCAAGUCCGAGCUCACGCCUCCCUCGCAAGCUCAACAGAACUCUCGAAACAAAGGUCGCCCGAACCAGACUUUGAAUGCGACACCUUCUUCCCGGAUCUGUUGCCUGCAGACCCGUCCAUCAAGUCUACCAAGUGGAAGUCUCUGCCGCAAGGGAGACUGGAUGAAUGGCUCGAUGGCCUGCCCGUACCCCAAUCCCAAAAUCAAAGUGGCGACGCACCUGGCUGGUAUAGGGACGACAAGGGGGGUGUGGACAUCCGUGUCGUGGGUUGGGAGAGGCGGGGUGCAAGGAGUGACUCGGUGAUUAGUCUUCCGUUGAACUUCAAGCCGUCAACGUCAACGAGAUAGUGACUGGAGGUAAUGGAUCCUGCUGGGAUGGAAGCAUAGGGCGAGGUUCUCCAACCAUGGAAUACUCCUGCGGUAGAGAUACCAUGAUCCGGGAUGCUUAUGUCUGGCGGAUCAUGAGCCGGGCAUGAUUGAUUACGAAUGGCAGCAGCACAGCCAAGAGAGGGAUUUCGACUGUUUGGAUGUCAACUUGGAAAAAUAGGACAGGUCAGGUAGAUGAUCUCCGGGCAAUUAUACUGCGCAGUUAAGAUCUCAGCAUUUACGACAACAUGUCCAGGUGAAUAAAGUACUUUUCAUAGGUAGGCAUGUACA